Messenger RNA from Oncorhynchus masou masou (cherry salmon), 5885 nucleotides. RefSeq names its product Golgi phosphoprotein 3-like. Gene Ontology annotation, biological process: Golgi vesicle budding; Golgi to plasma membrane protein transport; retrograde vesicle-mediated transport, Golgi to endoplasmic reticulum. Gene Ontology annotation, molecular function: phosphatidylinositol-4-phosphate binding. Gene Ontology annotation, cellular component: trans-Golgi network; cytosol; Golgi cisterna. NCBI's taxonomy places the organism in Eukaryota, Metazoa, Chordata, Actinopteri, Salmoniformes, Salmonidae. The record is from RefSeq and is a predicted model, not a curated record. Bases 210 to 1109 code for a protein of 299 amino acids. The transcript has 4 exons.
CUCCCAACGGAAGAGGAAGACAACUGAAAUGAUUAUGUCUCCUCCUAUUCGUUGUAGUAUAGUUAAAACCAGGGUUAAAAACCAGACGUCGGUAGCUGUAUGUAUCGGGAUAAACAUUUGAAGUGGUUUAUAAUAUCGGUCAGUGAGAGGACGAAGCGAAGGGUUUCGUCUUUUGGAGGGUUUUAUUUUUUUUAGGACUUGUUGUAAAUAUGACUUCCCUGACACAGCGGAGUUCGGGCCUAGUGCAGAGGCGGACCGAGGCCUCUCGUAGCUCUGCCGCCGACAAGGACCGAGGAACCGGGGAUGAGGACUUCGACACCCGCCGCCGCGGAGGAGAAGGAGAGGAAGAGGAGGAAGAAGAGGAUAAGGCAGACUCCAAAGAAACUCGACUCACAUUGAUGGAAGAAGUGUUACUCUUGGGAUUGAAGGACCGCGAGGGCUACACGUCGUUCUGGAACGACUGCAUCUCGUCGGGGCUGCGUGGCUGCAUGCUCAUAGAGCUGGCCAUCAGAGGACGACUACAGCUGGAGACCUGUGGCAUGAGGAGGAAAAGCCUGCUCGCCAGGAAGGUGAUCUGUAAGUCAGAUGCUCCGACGGGAGACGUGCUAUUGGACGAGGCUCUGAAACAUGUGAAGGAGACCCAGCCGCCAGAGACGGUGCAGAGCUGGAUUGAGCUGCUCAGCGGUGAGACGUGGAACCCUCUGAAGCUGCACUACCAGCUGAGGAACGUGAGGGAGCGCCUGGCCAAGAACCUGGUGGAAAAGGGCGUGCUGACCACGGAGAAACAGAACUUCCUCCUCUUCGACAUGACCACUCACCCGCUCACCAACAACAACAUCAAACAACGCCUCAUCAAGAGGGUUCAGGAGGCCGUGUUGGAGAAAUGGGUCAACGACCCGCACCGCAUGGACAAGCGGAUGCUCGCCCUCAUCUUCCUGGCCCACUCGUCUGAUGUCCUGGAGAAUGCCUUUUCCCCUCUGCUGGACGACCAGUAUGACCUGGCCAUGAAGAGAGUUCGGCAGCUCCUGGACCUGGAGCCAGAGGGGGAGAGCACGAAGACCAACGCCAAUGAGUUGUUGUGGGCCGUGGUGGCCGCCUUCACCAAGUGACCUACCACCUUCAGACACCAGAGGGUGCUGUUGGUUUGGCGUUGGUUGAUGACGGUGGGGUUGAGGGAGAGGACAGGACAGUUUGGGGAGGGAUAACGAGGAGAGGGCUGGUCUGUCUGGCCCAUCAAGGUAGUGACUUGACUGGCUUGAGGUCACCUCCCUCUGUCUUUCUGAAGAGACUGGCCUGCUCCAGACCUGUCCCACAGCUUUCUGAACAGAAUGGUCUGCACCAAACCUGUCCCACAGCUUUCCAGAAUGGUCUGCUCCAAACCUGUCCCACAGCUUUCUGAACAGAAUGGUCUGUUCCAAACCUGUCCCACAGCUUUCUGAACAGAAUGGUCUGUUCCAAACCUGUCCCACAGCUUUCUGAACAGAAUGGUCUGUUCCAAACCUGUCCCACAGCUUUCUGAACAGAAUGGUCUGCACCAAACCUGUCCCACAGCUUUCUGAACAGAAUGGUCUGCACCAAACCUGUCCCACAGCUUUCUGAACAGAAUGGUCUGCACCAAACCUGUCCCACAGCUUUCUGAACAGAAUGGUGAAUACUGGACUGAAAUAUGAAGAUCCAAUCCUCUUCCCCCCUGGACAAAUCUUUCACAAAUGUCUUCAAAGUAUGUAUGUUAUUCUCUACAGGUAUCUGGCUCUUAUUCACUAUAACCGACAGUGAGCUCCAACAGUAUUGGGACAUUGACCCAUGUGUUGUUGUUUUGACUCUGUACUCCAGCACUUUGGAUUUUAAAUGAUACAUUGACUAUGGGGUUUAAAGUGCAGACUGUCAACAUUAAUUUGAGGGUAUUUUCAUCCAUAUCGGGUGAACCGUGUAGAAAGUACAGAACUUCUUGUACAUUGUCCCCCCAAUGACUACUUUAAUACACACAUAAGUGAAUUUGUCCCAAUACUUUUGGUCCCCUAAAAUGGGUGGGAGGACGAGGUACAAAAAAAAAAUGCUUUAAUUUCUCAACAGUUCGCGUGAAAUGGGAUGAAAAUACCCUCAAAUUAAUGCUGACAGAAUGCACUUUAACCUCAUAGUCAAUGUAUCAGAGCCAAAACAACAAAUAUGUCACUGUCCCAAUACUUUUGGAGCUCAGUGAUGCAGAUGUACGUGGAACACGGAAGUAGAAUGUGAAUUGAAUACUAGAUAAGUCUUGGAUUUGAUUUCCUCUCCAACAUGACGACAUGGUCUGACAUUUCCUGCUUCUGUUUUACUCUCAAUGUUUUGUGGAUGAAAAGCUUCCCUCGUUAAGGUGUUUGGGUUCCCGACCACGGCUCCAUCUGAAAUCUAUCCUACUACGUAGACACUGAGUGUACAAAACAUUAGGAACACCUUCCUAAUAUUCAGUUACGCCCCCCUUUUUGCCCCUCAGAACAGCCUCAAUUCAUCAGGGGUAUGGGACUCUAUUCGUCAGGGGUAUGGGACUCUAUUCAUCAGGGGUAUGGGACUCUAUUCAUCAGGGGUAUGGGACUCUAUUCGUCAGGGGUAUGGGACUCUAUUCAUCAGGGGUGUGGGACUCUAUUCGUCAGGGGUAUGGGACUCUAUUCAUCAGGGGUAUGGGACUCUAUUCAUCAGGGGUAUGGGACUCUAUUCAUCAGGGGUAUGGGACUCUAUUCAUCAGGGGUAUGGGACUCUAUUCAUCAGGGGUUUGGGACUCUAUUCAUCAGGGGUAUGGGACUCUAUUCAUCAGGGGUGUGGGACUCUAUUCAUCAGGGGUAUGGGACUCUAUUCAUCAGGGGUAUGGGACUCUAUUCAUCAGGGGUAUGGGACUCUAUUCAUCAGGGGUAUGGGACUCUAUUCAUCAGGGGUAUGGGACUCUAUUCAUCAGGGGUAUUGGACUCUAUUCAUCAGGGGUAUGGGACUCUAUUCAUCAGGGGUAUGGGACUCUAUUCAUCAGGGGUAUGGGACUCUAUUCAUCAGGGGUUUGGGACUCUAUUCAUCAGGGGUUUGGGACUCUAUUCAUCAGGGGUGUGGGACUCUAUUCGUCAGGGGUAUGGGACUCUAUUCGUCAGGGGUAUGGGACUCUAUUCAUCAGGGGUAUGGGACUCUAUUCAUCAGGGGUAUGGGACUCUAUUCAUCAGGGGUAUGGGACUCUAUUCAUCAGGGGUAUGGGACUCUAUUCGUCAGGGGUAUGGGACUCUAUUCGUCAGGGGUGUGGGACUCUAUUCAUCAGGGGUAUGGGACUCUAUUCAUCAGGGGUAUGGGACUCUAUUCAUCAGGGGUAUGGGACUCUAUUCAUCAGGGGUAUGGGACUCUAUUCAUCAGGGGUAUGGGACUCUAUUCAUCAGGGGUAUGGGACUCUAUUCAUCAGGGGUAUGGGACUCUAUUCAUCAGGGGUAUGGGACUCUAUUCAUCAGGGUAUGGGACUCUAUUCAUCAGGGGUAUGGGACUCUAUUCAUCAGGGUAUGGGACUCUAUUCAUCAGGGGUAUGGGACUCUAUUCAUCAGGGGUAUGGGACUCUAUUCAUCAGGGGUUUGGGACUCUAUUCAUCAGGGGUAUGGGACUCUAUUCAUCAGGGGUAUGGGACUCUAUUCAUCAGGGGUAUGGGACUCUAUUCAUCAGGGGUAUGGGACUCUAUUCAUCAGGGGUAUGGGACUCUAUUCAUCAGGGGUUUGGGACUCUACAAGGUGUCGAGAGCGUUCCACAGGGAUGCUGGCCCCAUGUUAACUCCAAUGCUUCCCACAGUUGUGUCAAGUUGGCUGGAUGUUCUUUGGCCCCAUGUUGACUCUCAUUCUAGACUCUAUCCGAUACCUAAGAAAUAUAGAUCUAUGAAAUUAUAGCCUAGAUCUCCAAAGGGAACUCGGGAGUACUGUCUGGUCUGGUACGGGUACGUCUAGCUGGGAAUAUAUAUAGUGCACUACUUUAGACCAGAGCCCUAUUCCCUAUAUAGUGCACUACUUUAGACCAGAGCCCUAUUCCCUAUAUAGUGUACUACUUUAGACCAGAGCCCUAUUCCCUAUAUAGUGCACUACUUUAGACCAGAGUUCUAUUCCCUAUAUAGUGCACUACUUUAGACCAGAGUUCUAUUCCCUAUAUAGUGCACUACUUAAGACCAGGGCCCUAUUCUCUAUAUAGUGGACUACUUUAGACCAGAGUCCUAUUCCCUAUAUAGUGCACUACUUUAGACCAGAGUCCUAUUCCCUAUAUAGUACACUGCUUUAGACCAGAGCCCUAUUCCCUAUAUAGUACACUACUAUAGACCAGAGCCCUAUUCCCUAUAUAGUGCACUACUUUUGACCUGAGCCCCCAUAAGGAAUAGGUGGUCGUUUGAGACUCACCCAUUCCCUCCCCCCUCUACGUUUCGGUCCGUCCUCUGAACGGGAUUCGGUAGCAGUAAAGAAACCGCUCCAACGAUCCACCACUGAAGUCCCUCCCUCUUUGUGAAAGAAAGGUUGUUUUCUUCUUCUUCUUCAUUCAUCUGUCUUAUCAUUGUUUCUUAUAAUAAUAGUUUUGUUUUUAACUUUCUCAUCAAGACAGCGAGUGAUUGUGUUAGUUGUGUCUGUGCACACCAAGGUCUGUGCAGAAUAAAACGAGAAUGGAGGGGGGGGGCUGUCUCUGUUAUAGAGCUUAUGGACAGUUACAUAUGCAGUGCCUUCGGACAGUAUUCACACCCCUUGACCUUGUUCUACGUUUUGUUUUACAGAAUUUGAAAUGUAUUUUUUGUGUCACUGGCCCCACACACCACAAUCAUAAUGUCAAAGUGGAAUUGUGUUUUUAGAAAUGUUUACAAAAUUAUUAUAAUUUUUUUUUAACGGGAGAAGCUGAAGUGUCUUGAGUCAAUUUUAGUUUUCAACUCCUUUGUUAUGUCAAGAUAAGUUCAGGAGUAAAAAAUGUGCUCAACAAGUCACAUAACAAGUUGGCGUGGACUCACUCUCUGUGUGUAAUAAUAGUGUUUAACGUGAUUCUCUGUACCCCACACAGACGACUAUGUCUAAGGUCCCCGACUAUGUCUAAGGUCCCCGACUAUGUCUAUGGUCCCCGACUAUGUCAAGGGCCCCGACUAUGUCUAAGGUCCCCGACUAUGUCUAAGGUCCCCGACUAUGCCUAAGGUCCCCGACUAUGCCUAAGGUCCCCGACUAUGCCUAAGGUCCCCGACUAUGCCUAAGGUCCCCGACUAUGCCUAAGGUCCCCGACUAUGCCUAAGGGCCCCGACUAUGCCUAAGGGCCCCGACUAUGCCUAAGGGCCCCGACUAUGCCUAAGGGCCCCGACUAUGCCUAAGGUCCCCGACUAUGUCUAAGGUCCCCGACUAUGUCUAAGGUCCCCGACUAUGUCUAAGGUCCCCGACUAUGUCUAAGGUCCCCGACUAUGUCUAAGGUCCCCGACUAUGCCUAAGGUCCCCGACUAUGCCUAAGGUCCCCGACUAUGCCUAAGGUCCCAAGAUGCAGUGCAUUCGAAGAGCAUUCAGACCCGUUGAUUUGUUGUUUUUUCUCCACAUUUUGUUACGUUACAGCCUUGGUCAUCCAUUCUACAGCUCGAUUGGAGUCCACCUGUGGUAAAUUAAAUUGAUUGGAUGUGAUUUGGAAAGACACACACCUGUCUAUAUAAUGUCCCACAGUGGACAGUGCAUGUCAGAGCCAAGGACAAUCCAUGAAGUGUAAAAGCUGUCAUCAAGGUCAAAGGGUGGCUACUUUGAAGAAUCUCAAAUAUAAAAUAUAUUUUGAUUUGUUUAACACUUUUUUUUGGUUACUACAUGAUUCCAUGUGUUAUUUAAUAGUGUUGAUGUCUUCACUAUUAUUCUACAAUGUAGAAAAUAGUAAAAAUAAAGAAAAACCUUUUUGAAUGA